Fusarium proliferatum ET1 is the source of this 354-nucleotide messenger RNA. RefSeq lists its product as uncharacterized. The coding region runs from base 1 to 354 and encodes 117 amino acids. The record is from RefSeq and is a predicted model, not a curated record. The transcript has a single exon. NCBI's taxonomy places the organism in Eukaryota, Fungi, Ascomycota, Sordariomycetes, Hypocreales, Nectriaceae.
AUGUCUACAGCGCAGGCAGUACUACAACAGAAGCUGACCAUCACGCCCAAAACAGCUUCUCUCCUGAUGAAAGCUGGUUAUAGUGAUUAUCGCGAGCUCAAACAUGCCACACCGAACAGUAUAGUCGAGCAGUUCACAUCCAAGUUCGGCAUCCCUAAGACAUCCGCCUCCGCUUAUCGGCGUGCGUGCCGAAGGCUGGUAUUCCUUGGAACACAAGACGAUCCCGAAGAACAGGAGAAGGUUUGCGCUGACUGGACCAACAAAGCGCUAGCCGCUCGUGGAAUUUGGCGGGCUGACUUUGAUGAUCUGACGGGCGAGCAAAUUGCCGAGUUGCUUAUUGGUACGGCAAAAUGA